CAGAGGUCGGGUGGGAUGGAGAAGAGCAGCUUCGCCAUGGCCAAGUUCGGUUUGGAGGGCAAGGAGGCUCUGCCCAAACGGGAUUGUGGGUUUUAUGUGAAGUACAUUUUCCUCUUCACCUCCCUCAUCCAGUUCCUCAUCAUCCUGGGGCUGGUGCUGUUCAUGGUGUAUGGGAACGCUCAGGCGGGCACCCACACCCACCUCAAGGUGCUGGAGAGAGAGGUCCAGGAACGAUACAACAAAUACAGCCUGGUGAGCCAGAGGAACACCAACCUGAGCAGAGCCCUCAACGCCACCAUCAAGGAGAAGCAAGGGCUGCAGGGGCAGCUCCAGAAGGUGAAACAGGACCUGGAGAAGUGUAACAGCACCCAAAACCCCAAUCCCAUCCCCAAGGAGAUGUUGGAGAUCAUGUUCUACCAGAAGAUGAGUCUGGACAGCUGCCACGCGACAGUCACCGACAUCAACAGCACCUGCAACAAGGACAAAGCUGCGCUGAGGACCCAACUGGACCAGAGAGCCCAGGCUGAGAAGGAGCUGGAGCAAAACUGCCGCAAGACCAACGACACCUUGAGCGAAGCCAGGAAGGAGCAGAAAAACUGCCAGCAGGUCCUGAACGACACCCGAACCCUCUGGGAAUCCACCAGAACCAACCUGGGGCUGCUGAAGGACGAGUGCAGGACCCUGAGGCGCGAUGUCAGCUACACCUUCCAGCGCAUCAAGGAGGUGCUCAGCCCCUACGCCUGCGGUUCGGUCCAGGAGGAGCUGAGCUGGCUGACCCAGCAGGCGGAGAGACUUUUCCUUUGGCAGCAGGACCGGGAUACAAAAUACGUGGGGAAAAGUGUCUGUGACAUGAACCUCUUCCAGUCCCGCCUCAACUGCUCCCGGGAGAAGCAGGAGUUGGAAAAAAGGCUGCGGGAUUCGGAGAAGGAGGUGAAGGGGGGAGAGGAGGAGAGGAAGAAGCUGCUGCUGGAGAAGGAGAAGAUGGGGAAGGAGCUGGAGGAGAAGAGCAAAGCUGCAGCCCAGGUUGGGCACCUCUGGGGACAGCUCAACCUGUGCCUCAACUCCAAGAUGGGGGCUUUCUUCGACAUCCCAGGCUUGAGGGCACCAGCUGGGGGGGGCACCCGGCCGGGACCCUUCCCCAACACCGGCUCCUAUAUGGAUGUUCUGAGCCAGGGCAUCUUCGGGAAUAUGGGCAAACCCAAGCCGGAGGAGCUGCAGCAGUUUGCACAGAAGAUGCUGGAGCAGUUCCUGUCCCCACAGAAAAACCCCAGUGGUUAACAGCCCAGCAGCCCCCCCCAAAACGGCGGCGAGGGGCUCCAGGCCAAGCCCAGGAGGUGCUUCCCGUGGCACGGACGGCAAACCCAGACCUGGACCCGGCUGCUGGCACUGCCCUCAUCCUGCCCCCCACCCCGGGACCACUUUCCCCUCUCCCCUUUUCCCUCCUCCUCCCUUUCUGUCCCCCCUAGGGGCCCUUUCUGGCCCCCCUAAAGCUUGGCGAGGGGGUGGCUCCCAGCUGGAAAUACAGCCCUGAGCCCCGACACAACUCAUCACACGUCUGGCUGGGGACUGGGAACACCCCCUGCGUGUCCUUGGCUGUCCCCACGGGUGAGCGGGAAGCCCUUGACCACCAAAGAUCCUUGGGGAG
Calypte anna (Anna's hummingbird) is the source of this 1645-nucleotide messenger RNA. It is a transcript of the gene PLVAP, whose product is annotated as plasmalemma vesicle associated protein. Gene Ontology annotation, cellular component: caveola. The coding region runs from base 16 to 1278 and encodes 420 amino acids. NCBI's taxonomy places the organism in Eukaryota, Metazoa, Chordata, Aves, Apodiformes, Trochilidae. The record is from RefSeq and is a predicted model, not a curated record. Gene Ontology annotation, biological process: positive regulation of cellular extravasation; regulation of vascular permeability. The transcript has 6 exons.